Molecule: messenger RNA, 1194 nt
Organism: Phialemonium atrogriseum
Lineage: Eukaryota; Fungi; Ascomycota; Sordariomycetes; Cephalothecales; Cephalothecaceae
Exons: 1
Coding region: 1-1194 (397 amino acids)
Source: RefSeq, a predicted model, not a curated record
AUGGUCAACUUUAACACCCCCAAGAUCAUGGCGGCCCUUGGGCUCGUGGGCUCAUCGGCCGCCCACAUGAUCAUGAACACACCCACGCCGUACAACCUCCACAAGCUACAGACCAGCCCCCUCGGCCCCGCCACCGGCGGCCAAGUCGCCGUGCCUUUCCCGUGCCACGGCAACUUCAGCAUCACCGAGAUCACCAACGUGACCGCGGGCUCGACCCAGACGGUCAAGUUCACCGGGUCUGCGAUUCACGGGGGCGGCUCGUGCCAGUUCAGCGUCAACUACGGCGACCAGCCGAGCGACGACCCGUCGAAGUGGAAGGUCAUCUACUCCAUCAUCGGCGGCUGCCCGGCCGACGCGCAGGGCAACAUCGAGGGCUCGGCCCCCGACGACGAGGACGGGCGGCCCGACGGCCGGAAGUGCGGCAACUCGUUCGGCAAGGAGUGCGUCCGGCAGUUCGACAUCCCCAUCCCCAAGGGCCUGCCCAACGGCAGGUUCUCCUUCGGCUGGACCUGGUUCAACAAGAUCGGCAACCGCGAGAUGUACAUGAACUGCGCCCCGAUGGUCAUGACCGGCGGCUCCGACAGCAACGGCACCGCCUUCCUCGACUCCCUGCCGCCUAUCUUUGUCGCUAACGUCGCCGGCCUCGCACAGUGCACCACCAACGACGGCAUCCUCAACGUCCCCAACCCGGGCAGGGCCGGCGUGCUUCUCGCCCAGCCGGCCGCCGAUUCCGAGGGCACCUGCCCAAAGUCGGAUGGCCCUAACUUUGACAGGUCCAUCAGCGGUACCCUUGGCAGCCAGGGCAGCUCCGGCUCCGGCUCUGGUUCUGAUUCACCCUCUGGUCAGUCAUCCAGCUUGGACUCAUUCCCACCCACCACCUUCAGCUACCGCCCAAUGCCAAGCUCCUCCUCCACUCUCGAGCUCCCACAGACCGUUAUCCCAGUAACGCUGCACACGGCGACGACUUCCUCCUCGAGCUCGGCCGCUCCAGUCGCCACGGGCGGCAGCGGCAGCGGAAGCGGUGGCUCGUCCUCCUCGGGCGCCGGCGGCCCGGUGCCCUGCUCUGAGGAGGGCGCCCUGAUCUGCCUGGACCCGGGCUACUUCGGCAUCUGCGACCACGGCGCCGCCGUGAGGAUGGAGCUCGCCGUGGGCACGACCUGCCAGGACGGCAAGGUCGUGCGCCGAUCGGUGUGA